Molecule: messenger RNA, 829 nt
Organism: Cucumis sativus (cucumber)
Lineage: Eukaryota; Viridiplantae; Streptophyta; Magnoliopsida; Cucurbitales; Cucurbitaceae
Exons: 2
Coding region: 199-777 (192 amino acids)
Source: RefSeq, a predicted model, not a curated record
CCCUACUUUGCUUCUUUCCCCUCACUCGGUCGGGCUGGCUCUGGCCUUAAAUCUUUAAACCAAUUCCCAACUUGACCACCUCCCCAUCCUGACCCCGGCCCUCUCCCCUCACGAGGUGGCUGGCGGGUCGUCAACUUACCCCACCGCCACUCGCUUUUUUUCUUUCUAUUAAUCUUCUUUUCUUUAUUCCUAACCCUAAUGGAUAAGAAACACUUGCAAAGGGUGCCUUCAUCCCUAUCUUCAUCCUCAUCGUGCCCGUCUCUCCAUGAGUCGGAGGACGAGCUGAAGCACAUGCCGUUGGCACCACCGCAGUUGAAGAACAAGAAGCGUUUGUCAAAGCAACUUUCGAUGUGCGAGACGCCAAGGGACCUUGCAUGGGAGAAGCGACGACGACAGAUGCUCCGCCCGAGGAACGGCUCAACAGACAGGGACGACUUGACUGAUGAGGACUGGAAUGAGCUCAAAGGCUUCAUUGAACUAGGUUUUGCAUUCAAUGAGGAAUAUGGGCACAAGCUGUGUGGUACAUUGCCAGCCCUUGACCUUUACUUUGCCGUCAAUCGGCAGCUUUCACCAAGUCCCGUGUCAACGCCCCAGAGCAGCGCCUCGGCGUCAUCGUCACUUGGUGGAAGGUCUUCAUCUUUUGAAAGCCCCAGGAGUGAGCUUGAUACAUGGAGGGUUUGUAGCCCAGGCGAAGACCCAAAGCAAGUGAAGGCAAAAUUAAGACACUGGGCUCAAGCUGUGGCAUGUUCAGUAAUGCAAUCGUUGGGAGAAAAAUAAAAGAAAAAAAAAUUUGAGGAAAUAUAUUGUACAGAUCAGAAGAGUAAAAAUA